AUGGAGGUAAAACCGCGGCCCAGUCGUUCCCAGCCUGACUCGGGCAGUCGCUGUCACUGCCGGGGAGAGGAGGGCAAUGAUCCAAAGGAGCCAGAGCAGUUGAGGAAGCUGUUUAUUGGUGGUCUGAGUUUUGAAACUACCGACGAUAGUUUAAGAGAACAUUCUGAAAAAUGGGGCAUACUCACAGAUUGUGUGGUAAUGAGAGAUCCUCAAACAAAACGCUCCAGAGGCUUUGGUUUUGUGACUUUCUCUUGUGCUGAAGAGGUGGAUGCAGCAAUGUGUGCUCGACCACACAAAGUUGAUGCGCGUGUAGUGGAACUAAAGAGAACUGUUUCUAGAGAGGAUUCAGUAAAGCCUGGUGCCCCUGUAACAGUGAAGAAAUUUUUUUUUGGUGGUAUUAAAGAAGAUACAGAAGAAUAUAAUUUGAGAGAUUACUUUGAAAAAUAUGGCAAGAUUAAAACCAUAGAAGUUAUGGAAGACAGGCAAAGUGGGAAAAAGAAAGGAUUUGCUUUUGUAACUUUUGAUGAUCAUGACACAGUUGAUAAAAUUGUUGUUCAGAAAUACCACACUAUUAAUGGGCAUAAUUGUGACGUGAAAAAGGCCCUUUCUAAACAAGAGAUGCAGUCUGCUGGAUCACAAAGAGGCCGUGGAAGUGGAUCUGGCAACUUUAUGGGUCGUGGAGGAAACUUUGGAGGUGGUGGAGGGAAUUUUGGCCGUGGUGGAAACUUUGGUGGAAAAGGAGGUUACGGUGGUGAAGGAGGUGGCAGCAGAGGUAGUUAUGGAGGAGGUGAUGGUGGAUAUAAUGGAUUUGGAGGUGAUGGUGGAAACUAUGGUGGUGGUUCUGGUUACAGUAGUAGAGGAGGGUAUGGUGUGGUGGUGGCAGGAUAUGGAAACCAAGGUGGUGGAUACGGUGGUGGUGGUGGAGGAGGAUACGAUGGUUACAACAAAGGAGGAAAUUUUGGUGGUGGUAACUAUGUUGGUGGUGGGAAUUAUAAUGAUUUUGGAAAUUACAGUGGACAGCAACAAUCAAAUUAUGGACCCAUGAAGGGGGGCAGUUUUGGUGGAAGAAGCUCUGGCAGUCCUUAUGGUGGUGGUUAUGGAUCUGGUGGUGGAAGUGGUGGAUAUGGUAGCAGAAGGUUUUAA
This is a messenger RNA of Octodon degus (degu), 1143 nucleotides long. RefSeq names its product heterogeneous nuclear ribonucleoprotein A3-like. The coding region runs from base 1 to 1143 and encodes 380 amino acids. The transcript has 2 exons. Gene Ontology annotation, molecular function: RNA binding. The record is from RefSeq and is a predicted model, not a curated record. NCBI's taxonomy places the organism in Eukaryota, Metazoa, Chordata, Mammalia, Rodentia, Octodontidae.